Choloepus didactylus (southern two-toed sloth) is the source of this 1553-nucleotide messenger RNA. It is a transcript of the gene TIPIN, whose product is annotated as TIMELESS interacting protein. The coding region runs from base 262 to 1122 and encodes 286 amino acids. The record is from RefSeq and is a predicted model, not a curated record. Gene Ontology annotation, cellular component: nucleus; replication fork protection complex. Gene Ontology annotation, molecular function: DNA binding. NCBI's taxonomy places the organism in Eukaryota, Metazoa, Chordata, Mammalia, Pilosa, Megalonychidae. Gene Ontology annotation, biological process: DNA damage response; DNA replication checkpoint signaling; replication fork processing. The transcript is spliced from 8 exons.
UUGGACUGGCUGGCGAGUGAAAUUUCUGGGAGAAGAGGCUGCCCAGGAAGUCAGACGGAGGAGCGGGAGAGAUGAGUUGUCGCAGGGAGGGGGUGAGAACGCUGGAGAACUGGACAGAGGAGGCCUGAGCCGGACUGGAGAGGAGAGGCGACCUGACCAGCCUCUUAACUGUGGGGCAAGGAAGCAGUUGCGGACGAGGGCGGAUUCCUUGUGUGUUUCUGGUCUGCUUCUCACUAAAGUGAGCCUUGAAGCGAGAACAAGAUGCUGGAACCACAAGAGAGAAACUUGAUUGACCUUCCGGAUUAUGAUCAUGUAGAAGAUGAAACUUUUCCUCCUUUCCCACCUCCAGCCUCUCCGGAGAGAGGAAAUGAUAAAGGUGCUGAACCUGAUGAAGAGUCAGGGAGAGGAGCACCUGUUCCCGUACCUCCAAGGAGAACAGUUAAAAGAAAUUUACCCAAGUUGGAUGCUCAGCGAUUAAUAUCAGAGAGGGGGCUUCCAGCCUUAAGGCAUGUGUUUGAUAAGGCAAAGUUCAAAGGUAAAGGUCGUGAGGCUGAAGACUUAAAGACAUUGAUCAGACACAUGGAGCACUGGGCACAUAGGCUAUUCCCUAAACUGCAGUUUGAGGAUUUUAUUAACAGAGUUGAAUACCUGGGAAAUAAAAAGGAAGUUCAGACCUGUUUAAAACGAAUUCGGCUUGAUCUCCCUAUUUUACAUGAAGAUUUUAUUAGCAAUAAUGAUGAAGUAGGGGAAAAUAAUGGAGAUGAUGUAAUUGCUACCGAAUUUGAUGCCUUUUUGACAAACUCAUCUGAAAGUGACAAGUUUGCUUCUCAGUCAAAUAGAAGCUUAACAGAAGAGCAACAACAAAGAAUUGAGAGAAAUAAACAACUAGCCUUGGAAAGAAGACAGGCAAAGCUACUGAGUAACAGUCAGUCCCAAGGAAAUGACUUGAUAGUGAACACACCUAUAGCACAGACAGUUGAAGAGGAUAAUACAGGUGAAGAUCAAAAAGAGGAUUCAAAUGGAUUAAAUGAAGACAUUUUGGACAACCCACAUAAUGCUGCUGCUGCCAAUACUAUAAAUGUAGAGGAGGAGUUAAAAUUAGAGAAAAUGCAACCGGACUAAUCUUUUAAAAAUGUUACAAUAAUCACUAUGUUUUGUCAAGAAAUGAUGGUACUGAAGUUAGAUAAGAUUCAACUAAGAGAGAAAAUGUACCUAUUAACUUACUAUCCUCCAAGUUUGGGGGUACUGUGUAUUUUGUCUCCUUUGAAUGAAAAUCCUUUCAUAGUAAAGUUUUUGCAGAUUUCCACUUUAAAAUCUGGUAUUUAUUUAUAAUUAUGCUUUUCAUUUAUUUAUUAGCUUUAGUUAACAGUCUGUUCUCUUUAGUGUUUAUUUUUAUAUAGAUGGAUAUUGCUUCAUAAAAUGAUGCGUAGUUAAGCAGUUUUUGCUAGUGUGCCAUUGAUGCCUUGUUUUCACUAAAUUAUGUGAUUUUGAGAUGUAAAUAUAUAUUAUUAAUGUCUGUUUAAAAAAAUAAACGAAAAUUAUUUUACAAACUA